AUGGCGGUUUGUCGUGUCAUGCAAUCGCUGUUCUUAUUUUUGAUUAUUGCAAACUUUAUUUGUAAUAAUUCAUUGGGAUGUUAUUCCGAAGGACAAGAAUACAGUGCUGUAAAUUAUUCGAUAAAGAAUGAGUUUGCAGUUGGUCAAGAAAUUACAAGACCUAUACGAUAUGAAAUUUCGAGACGUUCGAAAUCACAAACUGCUUCGUUGAAACCAGGACAGUCAACCUCGAAUAAAAUCUCUACGGUUAUGAACAUAUCUCGGCAUUUUAUGUUGGCGAUGCUUAUCGAAAGAUGCGGAGAUAUAGCUCUAAACCCGGGUCCUGUUGGUAAGUGUUUGACUUGUAAAGGAACAGUUAGAAGGAAUCAAAUAUCGGUAAACUGUAAUGUAUGCAAUGGUUUGCUUCAUGUGAAAUGUUGUGAUCUAACUGAUAAAGCGGGCCCGAUUUGUCAUACUUGUUUUCCCAACAAUAGUAUCUUGAACAGUGACACGACAGGAUAUUCUAAUUAUAUCGUCGAAGAUUUACAAAAUCUGAUUUCCAAGCGUGGCUUAACUAUUUGCCAUCAAAAUAUCUGCGGACUGUCUAGAAAAAUUGACUCCCUGCGUGUUCUCCUUGAUUCACAUAAAGGAAUUCAUAUCCUUGGUCUUGGCGAAACACAUCUUUAUGACGACGUGUAUGACAGUGAAAUAGAAAUAGCUGGCUGUAAGUUAUUUAGAAAAGAUAGAUCUGGUAAUAACUAUGGUGGGAUUGUUGUUUACUUGAGGGAUACAAUAAAUGCUAUUAGACGCAUUGACCUGGAAAUUGAAUCAAUUGAAGCAAUUUGGGUGGAAAUUACAAUGCCUUGUACACGGGGUUUACUAGUGGCUCACUUCUAUAGACCACCGGACGGUUCGCAAUAUCUGCAUGGACCCUGA
Messenger RNA from Paramuricea clavata, 915 nucleotides. NCBI's taxonomy places the organism in Eukaryota, Metazoa, Cnidaria, Anthozoa, Malacalcyonacea, Plexauridae. The record is from the annotation of a GenBank genome assembly.